This is a messenger RNA of Didymosphaeria variabile, 975 nucleotides long. RefSeq lists its product as uncharacterized. The record is from RefSeq and is a predicted model, not a curated record. NCBI's taxonomy places the organism in Eukaryota, Fungi, Ascomycota, Dothideomycetes, Pleosporales, Didymosphaeriaceae. The coding region runs from base 1 to 975 and encodes 324 amino acids. The transcript has 3 exons.
AUGAGCUUGCAGGGCCGACCUGGGAUCAGGCCGUCACCAAUUGCUGGCUCAGCCUGCGAAGACACCCCAACGCCGACCAGCAGUCAUCAGGUACAUUCCUUAGAGGAGGUUGGAGCGAUCCUGGACGAGUGGAAUCUUGGACUGUUCAAGCACGAGGAAUUGGGAAACCUUGCUGUGAAGAAGGACAUGCACUACCUUGUCGAGACGCUGCGGUCCGUCCCUGACAAACAGACAAGUACCCGGAUCGUUGAGUACUCCUUGCAGAUGUUGGGGUGGGUUCACUGCGCGCUUCGUGUGGACCACUUUCUUAUGGAGCAUGAGGCUUUUCAAAACGCGUUGAUAGCUGGUACGCUUGAGGUUCUACAAGAUCACAAGUGGAUGUCUGUCUACUUCAGCGUUCUUGCAGUGGGUCUAUUCUUCAUGGGUGAUGAGGAUGCCCUGUCCCUCAAUGUGCCCAUGAUCGGACCGAGCCCCUAUUCUUUCUCGAUAUGUCACCAUUGGUAUCGUGCAGCAUGUUUGCAGCUAGAGCACUCCGAUGCCAUGGGCAAGCCGCAACUGCAUGUGCGCAGGACAGAAGUGGAAAUACAAGAAGGGAGAGGCUCUGUCGAGCUCUGCAUAGCCACUCUCCAGAAGUAUAGUCACAAGAGCACCAUUGGUCGUGAGGGCUCCAAGACCCUUAGACGGUUCUUGGACCUAGAGUCUGCUCAACAAGAAAGACCCAUCGGACAGGCUAAUCUAACACAGCUCAUCAAGAGCAUGGCCCGUCCUUUUGAGGAAUCGCCGUACUCUUCGCUCAACGAACACGAGCAGCCGUUAUGGCCGGCCUUGUCAACAGAUACAUUAAAUGUCGGCAUCGUCGGUAACGAAGAGGUUUUUAUGCCCAUAGUUACAUCCUCCCUGCCGGAAAUGGUCAACGCUUAUGGGCAGCCAGAUGCGUUCUGGCUUAUGGAAAGCAUCAUGUUCCCGGGAUAUUGA